Molecule: messenger RNA, 3828 nt
Organism: Gryllus bimaculatus (two-spotted cricket)
Lineage: Eukaryota; Metazoa; Arthropoda; Insecta; Orthoptera; Gryllidae
Source: the annotation of a GenBank genome assembly
CGAAGCACUACCAACGUAAAUUGUGUUUCGCGUGAAUUGAUAAAAAAUAUUGUUUUAGAAAAUGUAUAAUUACGAGUGUGUUGUUUUGACUGUUACUGUUCAUGCGUUUAUUUAAAUUCAGUUUCUUUUUAUUUCUUGAAAAUUAAUUAAUUUACCUGUUGAGACGUGUUCAUUACAUAAUAUCGAGCUUGUAAACAACUUUGUUAUAAUGUUUGGAAUUGACGGAUUCCUUCGUCGUUGGAUGCUUGUAAACAGCAAUGCAAGAUUUAUAUACGGAAUAGAAUUAUUCUGUAUUUAAACGUGUGUUUGACAGUACAACCUUAUGGUGAUUAUUUCAGUGGCUAUUGUAGAUCAAAGCAGUGUCAUGUAGUUUGAUAUGUGUGGUCUCGUAUUUACUGCCCUCCAAUUAAUAGGGUUGUGCCUAAGUGUUUAUGUGAACAAAAGCAAUAUCUAAAGAUUGGAUAGACACUACCUACUUCUGUAUUCAAACAUGGCAUGUCUGAAUAAUGAUUAUCCAGAGCUUAAUAAAAACAACUGUUGGAAUAAUGCAGAAAAGAGGACUCAGAGUCAACCAAGGAGUUGGCCUUUACCCACAAAUUCAAAUGCCUCGUACAGUAAAGUAGCAAACAGUGGUACCAGAAGUAGGACAACAAAUGUCACUGGAAGAACUAAGCAAUGGAGAACACUAGAAGCAUCCAUUCACUUUUCUGAUCAUAAGGAAUUUAACAGUUAUGAUAAUAAAAAUUUAGAAGUAAACAAAUCCAACAAUAAUCAGUCCUUAAGAACGUUACAGAAUAGAUAUCAAUGUUUGACUAAUGUUAGUGAACCAUCAAGUCGCAGUGGAUUACAGAAGAGUAUUAAUAAUGAGCUCGCAACAGAUCAAAGUGUUAACAACUUUCAAGACACUACUAAUCAUACCACCGCAACCACUUCAGACACUGCCAAUGAUGUUACUUUUGAAGCAAAUUUGGAGGAAAAGCGGCGUCUGAGAAGAGAAAGACAAAAAGUAAAAAGAGAAAUGAAGAAGCAGGAAAAGGCCAUUCAGCGAGAGGAAGAAAUGAGAAAAAAGAGACUUGGCCCAAAGGAUCAAAAAAUUACCAUCAUUGAUCACAGUGUUUUGGACAGAUUCUUGGUGAAGGAAAGCACACCUGUUAAUAUAGAAGUUAGAAGUAACUUAUACAGUGGAUCUGAAUUCCCAACAUUAGGAGAAGUUACAUCAGCUGCUUCCAAAAGUUCAUCUAUCCGGAACCAAAAACGUAAAGGUAGCAAAAAGGAAACAGGAAAUUUUGGGAAUAUUGCUUCUGCUCCAGAAGUGCUUUCAGAACCACCUGUCGAAUUGAAAACUAGCACUGCUCAAACCAAUUGCAGAGAUUUGAGCCAUGACUCAAAGCUCUCUUCAUCUGAAGUUGCAACUGUUGCACCUAGAAAGAAAUCACAAGAGAAUCAAGGAAACAAAGAAACUAAUUGUGCAGAUGAUUCAAAAAAGGCAACAAAACUUGAUGACAAAUCUGCAGGAAAGAGACCUAAAAGACGGGAUCCUAUACAGCUUGAUAUCAAUGAAAUGUUGAAGGUGCAGGAGACCAAAGUUGAAGUUUCUGUGAAACAGUAUCCCAGUAAGCCUGUUCAAAAGGUAGAAACUGCACGAUACGCAGGAAAUAUUUUAGAUUCAGAUAAUCCAGAGAGGAAACGAGGUAAGCAGCGGGAAGUGCCCAAGGCAAAGAAGCCAACUCCUCUCAAGCAGAUAAUUCUGAAAGAACGUGAAAAGCGUAAGGAGAGCCAUCUCCAAAAGGCUUUCAACACUUCAAGCAAGGUUGAUGUCAAAGAUGAAAAUAAAGGAGAAAAUCUCUCAAGCAGUGAAAAUUCUAGCAAUGAUGAAGUAAGCGAAGUAAAACCAAUUCUCUCUGAUUCUUGUAAUGUGAAUAUUUCCAAGGCCCAAGAGGCAGUAAAAAGUGAACACAAGCUUAUGGAAUUAGAUCAUAUUUCUAUUGGUGUGGAAGAAACUGAAUGCAAGCAAAAUUUGACGGACGAAAAGGAGUGUAAAGAAAAAGAGAACAAAACUCUAGUAGAAAAGAAUGAAGAGGUUAUUAGAAUGGAAGAGAGGAAAAAAUUAAUGCUUUUACUAAAUGGUCAAGCAGAUGACUCUCUACGGAAGAAUGAAACCAAAAUUUCUACACCUAAAAUUCAUUCCCGCAAAUUUAGAGACUAUUGUGACCAUUUCAUAACUCCAGAUAUUCUGAGCACUGCAACUUCUUUACUUGAAGACAUUGUGAAGUUUCAUGAUCGUCAAUUUGCUCACAGUCCUUUGAAAGCAUCUGCCAAACGACGUCAUGUGACUGGUUUGAAGGAAGUGCAUAAGUUUUUGGCUCUGAGGCGUGUGCGCCUCUUAGUUAUUGCCCCUGAUUUGGAGCCAACAACUUCUUCAGGUGGCCUGGAUGAUUUAGUGGACAAGCUGAAAGGAUUAGCUGUUGCUAAUGAAGUGCCUUAUGUGUUCACUCUCAGUCGGAGACAUCUGGGUUACAUAUUAAAGAAGAAAGUGCCAGUGAGCUGUGUUGGAGUUCUAAAUUAUGAUGGCACUGAGCACAACUUUCGCAACCUGAUGACUGCUGUAGAGAAAGCUCGUCAGGACUACAAACAUCGAAUCGAGCAACUUAGACCAGUGUCACCAGCCUCAAGUAAUGAAACCGGCCAGAUUGAGGAGACGCCAUCGAGUGAAGGUGAUGUGAACAAGGAGGUUGUUGCAUCUUUAUUAGCCAAACUUGCUGGCCCUCCCUCUAAUGUGAAAAACACGGGGAAUUCCUCUCCAUUUUUGCAAGCUAUUGAACAAUGUGCUAACAUGGAUUCAUACUCUGAUGAGGAUCAAAAUGAAGAGUAAAUUAUUUCUAUGAUAAUUAAUGAAAAAUGUCUUCCAGACUAAGUUACAAACAGCAGAUGCUCAUUUAUUUGUAUUUAUGAAGACUGAUGUGGCAGGAAUUCUAGAUAUAAGUUUUGUAAUUAUUGUAAUUUUGCAUUUGCUCGAAACUGCCAGAGAAGAGUUGGUGAACAAAUCUUUGAGAAUCUACUAAACAUAUUGUAAAAUAUAUAACUGAUAUGAAAUAAUCAUUGUUUUCUAUUCAGAGAUUUAUUUGUUUGAAAUGUAUGUAUUUUUGUUACGGGUUUAAAUGUAAAUUAAACAGUGUUUUCUGACAUUUUUAUGUAAAUACAAAUUAAACAGAAAAAAAUAAGUAAAGUUUUUCAAUAGAUUUAAUUUAUGAAAACUUACUUUCUCUUAAAAAAGCUUUUUGGAACAAUAGUUUUGCCUUUUUUCAGUGUCAGAAGCUAUGUCAUGCAAUGUUACAUACUGCAAGUCUUAGCUAUUGUCAUUUAGACUUUUUUUAAAAUUUUAUUUAACAACCAAAAUAUUCAACAACUGUGUGAUGUGCUUAAGGGAGAAGUGUAAUCUGUGCAAUGAAGACAGGUAAGUAUUUUGGGCAGGAAAUGGUAAGAAAAUAUUUGCACCAGUGUAAUAAAAACUAUUUGCAAAUGCAAAUGAGCUACAGAUUAAUGCACAAUUUAAAAUGUAAUGUAAUUAGAAACAGUAAAAUCUUAGUUAUCCAAAGCUCCAGGUUAACCAAGAGAAAACCCUUGGCAAAAAAGGAACCAAAUAUUCCAAUAGAAAACGGGAAGGUGUAAAUAAGUAGCAGAAGUGGUAGUGAACCACCAUACCCACAGUGUGAUACUGUCAUCAAUUUCAGAGAACAUCAAUACCAUAGCCUUGGUUUUAGUUGUUUCUGUCUGUGACUGUGGUAAACAUAUUUAUUAAUUUAUAUUGUGUUCUGGAAUGUACGUCAG